AUGUCAACCGACAAAGUAUUCCAGAUGAAACACGUUUUCACCGAUCUUUUGAACAUGGAGAAAGACAAAUUUCAUUAUUUACCGACAGAGAUUCAUUUCAAAAUCCCAUGGAAACUUGGUGUAUAUGUAGAUGGAAGCUAUGCACAGUUCUUUCUACAUUGCGAAAAAUUUCAUGAAAUUGAGGAGUGGUCAAUCGAUACCAAUAUCGUGAUGAAUAUCAGAAAAAUUUUCGGAGAAAAUGAUUCAAUUUCAAUCGAUCGUAUUUUCUCUCAAGAUAUCGGAUCGAACAGCCGUAUCAAAUUUUUUUCAUUGGGAGAAAUGGAUAGUUAUUUGAUUAAUGGAAAUGUGACAAUCGAAUUCAAUGUGACUAUUAAUGGAAUGAAAGGAAUCAAAGAGUCAUUCAGGACGUUCAACGAAUCCGAAUUUUCAGAUGUCGUUUUGAUCGCUGGAGAUCAGAAAUUUCACGUUAUUAAAAUGUAUCUCGCUGCUCACUCGACAUAUUUCAAUACUUUAUUUCAUGAAAAUUUCAAAGAAUCUGGAAAUCCGGAAAUCGAACUGAAAGAUGUGGACCCAUACGAACUGCAACAUUUUCUAGAAGUUCUUUACGGAGAAUCUUCAAUUGAUAAUGAUACAGUUACUGGAAUUCUGAAAUUAGGUGACAUGUAUGAUGCGAGAACUGCAAUCAGAAGAUGUGAAGAGUUUUUGCUCGAGAAAUCAAAGCAUCCAUUGAAAAUGAAGUUCGUUUCAGCAGUUAGGUAUAAUAUGGAUCGAUUGAAGGAAAAAUGUCUGUCCGAGAUGAAUACUGUGGCUGAAAUCGUGGACGUCGUGCCAGAAGAUGCCGAUCAAUUCAGUCCAACUGUCUGGAAGGAAUUGUUCCUGAAAGCCUAUUCGUCUCAUUAA
Messenger RNA from Caenorhabditis remanei, 900 nucleotides. RefSeq lists its product as uncharacterized. The coding region runs from base 1 to 900 and encodes 299 amino acids. Gene Ontology annotation, molecular function: protein binding. The transcript has 4 exons. The record is from RefSeq and is a predicted model, not a curated record. Lineage: Eukaryota; Metazoa; Nematoda; Chromadorea; Rhabditida; Rhabditidae.